AUACUGGCCUGAUGUUACCCUUGGUCAAUGAGGAUAGUCUGAAAACCAUCUUUUCAUAGGGCUUAAUCUACGAACUCUUUCCGUCGAUUCACACGCUGCACCUUGGUUCCUUCAACCCCCCUUUCAACAUCGAUGCAGAGGGUGUAGAUUCACUCUCAUUACUCUCCUCCAUCCCUUUACCGCAUCUCAUUCAGUUGAGCUUCGAAAUCUAUCCACCCUUGCGCCCGGACUCUGAUGAAACCCUAUGUUUCAUGCCGGUUUGUGCACCGUCUCUGCAAGUGUUGAUAAUCAGCUUCCCGGGGACCAGUAGUACCACUUUAGCGGUAAGGUUCAAAGAAAUGCCGAACCUGCGCAGCUUCGGUCUCUCUUGGAAUGUGGCAAUCUCGCCUAGUGGUAUGCACGAGCUGAUUCAUUUGCAAUACUUGCACGACUUGACUGUGAUCGUACCUGAUGACUUCGAUAUCGACAUGGGUCCGUCCAUGCAAUUAGUACUCCCCUCACUUCAAUUGUAUGACUCGCCACCCAGGCUCAACCAACUGUCAUGUCCAACCGCUUUGAAGGAUCAAGAAGUAGAAGAUGUCAUCAUAGCAAAGUCACUUGGAAUUUUUCACUGGGAUGAGGCUCGCCCGACCGCAGCUGGACAAGAUUUCGCUGCCCGAUGCUCACAUGCCCUAGCGUGCAGAUGGUCGAGUAGAAAUCCUGUCUUUAACGCGGGAUUUGGUGUGUGCGGUGAAGUUCUCCAAGAGACUCUGGGUCUUCCUUACUCCAACGCUUCCACGAGAUAAAACCCGAGCGUCGCGAUUAAAGAGGCAGCCGUUUCAAGUCUGCCGGAGGGGCUGGUACGUUGACAGCACAAAUGAUGCCUUACGUAUGUAGAAGAC
Messenger RNA from Pisolithus orientalis, 881 nucleotides. RefSeq lists its product as uncharacterized. Bases 252 to 785 code for a protein of 177 amino acids. Lineage: Eukaryota; Fungi; Basidiomycota; Agaricomycetes; Boletales; Pisolithaceae. The record is from RefSeq and is a predicted model, not a curated record. The transcript has a single exon.